Molecule: messenger RNA, 426 nt
Organism: Heterobasidion irregulare TC 32-1
Lineage: Eukaryota; Fungi; Basidiomycota; Agaricomycetes; Russulales; Bondarzewiaceae
Exons: 1
Biological process (GO): C-terminal protein methylation
Cellular component (GO): membrane; endoplasmic reticulum
Molecular function (GO): protein C-terminal S-isoprenylcysteine carboxyl O-methyltransferase activity
Source: RefSeq, a predicted model, not a curated record
AUCCGAAUUUCUCCAUCGUUCCUGGUCAGCAUCACCUUUCUUGUCAUCUCAGCAAUCAUUCGCACCUUGUGCUAUCGGGCACUCGGCCGUCUCUUCACAUUCCAAAUCACCAUACGACCCAAACACACGCUCGUGACGAGCGGCCCGUACGCUUGGGUUCGCCACCCAAGCUACACUGGGAGCAUCUUGGGAUUCACGGGAUCUGUCUUAUGCGCACUCAGCGAGGGGUCGUGGAUCAGAGAGUGCGGAUGGCUCGAGACCUGGCGGGGAAAAGUGUUCUGCUUAUUUUAUCUGAUGUGGAACAUCCACGUCACGCUUGUCAUGCUUUGGAGGACGAGUCAGGAGGAUAAGAUGUUAAAGGAAAAGUUCGGCGCGGAGUGGGUGGCUUGGAGUAGGAAAGUCAGAUAUAAGCUUGUACCUGGCAUU